AUGUUAACAGGGAAUAUGGAGGCACCAACGAAGAAUUGGAUUAGCCUGCUUUUUUCGUUGGAGUCAUUAGAUGCGAGGCUAGCACCUCCAAAAGAUGUUAAACGAAGACAACAGAUUAGUUUGAAUGCUGGUAAAUCAAGAUGGAAUACAUUGGAGUUUUGGUUAUACUAUUUAGUAUUCAUAAUUGUAAUACCGCUAAUGUUUAAGACAGGUAUGGAUGCAUCUAAUGAGUUGAAUCCGAAUUAUCCGAAGUAUGAGCGAUUGUUAAGUGAUGGUUGGUUAUUCGGUCGCAAAGUCGAUAACAGUGACGAUCAAUACAGAUUUUUCAGGGAUAACUUUUUGUUGUUGCUAGGUUUAAUGUUAGGUCACACUUCCAUCAAGAAAUGUGUAAUUCAUUUUUCUUCUAUUAAACCUGUAACGUUUGAUUUUGGUUUUGGUUUGGUGUUCAUAAGUGCAGCUCAUGGGGUUAAUGCAUUAAGAGUACUUGUUCACUUGUUCGCAAUGUUUAGCAUUGUUAAGAUGUUCAAGAAACAAAGGAGAUUGGCAACCAUAUUAUCGUGGACAUAUGGUAUUGGAACACUUUUCUUUAAUAAUAGCUAUAAGUCGUAUCCUUUUGGGAGUAUUCUAUCAAUAUUAUCAUUUCUUGAUACCUCCUACAAGGGUCUUAUUGGAAGAUGGGAUGUGUUUUUCAAUUUUACGCUAUUGAGAAUGUUAUCUUUUAAUAUGGAUUAUUUAGAGAGAUGGCACAAUGUCAAUCAGAAGGAGAGAUUGACAACUCCUACGCUUUAUGAAAAUGAUGAUACCUCUGCAAGCACAAAGAACCAUGAAUUAGUGUCUCUUGCUCCUAUUCGAGAAAAUGCAUUUAGUGAAGAAAUAUUAGAUGAACGUUCUCGCUUAGUAGCUCCCCAUAGCUUACGAGACUACUCUAUCAAAAAUUAUCUCGCCUAUGUUACUUACACACCAUUAUUCAUUGCUGGCCCAAUCAUUACGUUUAAUGACUACCUAUACCAAAGUUGUCACACGCUACCUUCUAUCGCUGGUCACAGAAUUGUGCGAUACGCAUUAAACUUGACAUGUUGUUUAUUAACCAUGGAAUUCCUACUUCAUUUCAUGUAUGUGGUUGCGGUCUCCAAAACGAAAGCGUGGGCUGGUGAUACCCCAUUUCAAUUGUCUAUGAUAGGACUCUUUAAUUUGAAUGUAAUCUGGUUGAAGCUAUUGAUUCCCUGGAGGUUAUUUCGAUUGUGGGCAAUGCUUGAUGGCAUCGACCCACCAGAGAAUAUGAUUAGGAGUGUUGACAAUAAUUAUAGUGCAUUGGCGUUUUGGAGAGCAUGGCAUAGAUCAUACAACAAGUGGGUUGUACGGUAUAUUUAUAUCCCUUUGGGAGGAUCUUCUAAUAGACUUUUGACUUCUCUAGCUGUCUUUUCCUUUGUGGCUAUAUGGCAUGAUAUUGAAAUGAGAUUAUUAUUGUGGGGCUGGUUAAUUGUCUUGUUUUUAUUUCCUGAAAUUCUUGCAACUAAAUACUUCGGCAAAUAUUCUAAGGAAAGUUGGUACAGAAGUUUAUGUGGAGUUGGCUGUGUUUUCAAUCUGUGGUUGAUGAUGAUUGCAAAUUUGUUUGGGUUUUGUUUAGGAUCUUCUGGCACUAUGCAAUUACUCAAAGAUAUAUUCAGUACUCAAGAUGGAAUUGUCUUCUUCUUUUGUGCUAAUACAGCUAUAUAUGUUGCAGUUCAAGUCAUGUUCGAACAAAGAGAACACGAGAAAAGGCAGGGCAUAAACGUAAAGUGCUGA
This is a messenger RNA of Eremothecium cymbalariae DBVPG#7215, 1785 nucleotides long. RefSeq names its product membrane-bound O-acyltransferase family protein. The transcript has a single exon. Gene Ontology annotation, cellular component: endoplasmic reticulum. NCBI's taxonomy places the organism in Eukaryota, Fungi, Ascomycota, Saccharomycetes, Saccharomycetales, Saccharomycetaceae. The coding region runs from base 1 to 1785 and encodes 594 amino acids. Gene Ontology annotation, biological process: GPI anchor biosynthetic process. The record is from RefSeq and is a predicted model, not a curated record.